AGAAGAGACAGUCACUGCACAGAGGAGAGAGAAGAGACAGUGACUGCACAGAGGAGAGAGAAGAGACAGUUACUGCACAGAGGAGAGAGAAGAGACUGUCACUGCACAGGGGAGAGAGAAGAGACAGUGACUGCACAGAGGAGAGAGAAGAGACAGUCACUGCACAGGGGAGAGAGAAGAGACAGUCACUGCACAGGGGAGAGAGAAGAGACAGUCACUGCACAGGGGAGAGAGAAGAGACAGUGACUGCACAGAGGAGAGAGAAGAGACAGUCACUGCACAGAGGAGAGAGAAGAGACAGUCACUGCACAGGGGAGAGAGAAGAGACAGUCACUGCCCAGGGGAGAGAGAAGAGACAGUCACUGCACAGAGGAGAGAGAAGAGACAGUGACUGCACAGGGGAGAGAGAAGAGACAGUCACUGCACAGAGGAGAGAGAAGAGACAGUCACUGCACAGAGGAGAGAGAAGAGACAGUCACUGCACAGAGGAGAGAGAAGAGACAGUCACUGCACAGGGGAGAGAGAAGAGACAGUGACUUCACAGAGGAGAGAGAAGAGACAGUCACUGCACAGAGGAGAGAGAAGAGACAGUCACUGCACAGAGGAGAGAGAAGAGACAGUGACUGCACAGAGGAGAGAGAAGAGACAGUCACUGCACAGGGGAGAGAGAAGAGACAGUCCCUGCACAGAGGAGAGAGAAGAGACAGUCACUGCACAGAGGAGAGAGAAGAGACAGUCACUGCACAGAGGAGAGAGAAGAGACAGUGACUGCACAGAGGAGAGAGAAGAGACAGUCACUGCACAGAGGAGAGAGAAGAGACAGUGACCACAGUCUGGGGAGAGCGGCCGCAGGGAGGAGAGCUCAGCAGCACCGAGAGUGACAGAGAGACCGUCACUACACACCUGGGGAGACAUGUGGAGAGACAGCACCGAGUGACCAGGACUAAAGUGCCCCCCAUAGGUUCCCUCCAGCGAUCAGAGGUGGCGUCUGCGACAAAGGGACAUUGUGCGCCGAUCCGCUCCGACAGCGACGACAGCGACAGCAGCGAUAGCAGCGACAGCAGCGACAGCGACAGCGACAGGGACAGGGACAGCAUGCUCACCGAGCCCGACGCUCCGCCGGAGUUUGAGAGGAUAUAGACGGCAAUAAGGUGGUCUCUUCAUUUGCCCCUCAAAACUCAGCUACCUCACCCCAGAAGGCAGAUGAAGGAGGGCGGCAAAGCGGCGAAAUCUUGUCAAACGCUGCUUUGGGGACCCCCGAGAGGCGUAAAGGUAGCUUGGCGGACGUGGUGGACACGCUGAAGCAGCGGAAAAUGGAGGAGCUGAUCAAGAGCGAACCGGAAGGGACUCCGGAGAGCCUGGCAGAGAAGGAGCGUCAGCUCAUGGGGAUGAUAAACCAGCUCACCAGCCUGCGAGAACAGCUGCUGGCAGCGCACGACGAACAGAAGAAACUCGCCGCUUCGCAGAUCGAGAAACAGCGACAGCAGAUGGAACUAGCCAAACAACAGCAAGAACAGAUCGCACGACAACAGCAGCAGCUCCUGCAGCAACAGCAUAAGAUUAACCUGCUCCAGCAGCAAAUACAGGUCCAGGGUCAGCUGCCCCCCCUUAUGAUCCCCGUGUUCCCCCCAGACCAGAGGACGUUAGCGGCCGCAGCAGCCGCCCAGCAGGGCUUCCUCAUCCCUCCUGGAUUCAGCUAUAAAGCCGGAUGCAGUGACCCCUACCCCCUACAGCUGAUCCCCACCACAAUGGCAGCUGCCGCAACGCCGGGCCUGGGGCCCCUACAGCUACAGCAGUUUUACGCGGCGCAGCUCGCUGCCAUGCAGGUGUCUCCAGGGAACAAGAUGCCAGGGAUGCCGCAGGGGAAUCUCGCUGCCGUGUCCCCCUCCAGCCUGAAUGCCGAGAAGAAUACGAGCAGCCCGCCCCCCAAAUCCAAGGAGGACUUGGCGCAGCCGCUGAACCUCUCCGCCAAACCCAAGAUGUCAGACAGGAAAUCUCCGGCGUCGCCCACCUCUCCGCACAUCCCCACCUCCAGGAUGAGCAGUGGAAACAGUUCAUACAAACCGUCCGUCUCCUCCACGCUCACCAGCCCGCCCGUCAGAGUCAGUUCUAUAGAUAUCCUCUCCUCCAUCACCUCGACCGGAUACCUGAACGACCACGACGCGGUGACCAAGGCGAUCCAGGAGGCGCGACAAAUGAAGGAGCAGCUGAGGCGCGAGCAGCAGGCGCUGGAUGGGAAAGUGUCCAUGGUGAACAGCCUGGGCCUGAACAACUGCCGGACCGAGAAGGAUAAAGCCUCGCUGGAUUGUCUGUCACAGCAGCUCGCCGCGCGGCAGAACGAUGACGGCAAACUGGGGCACACCAUGAUGGACUUCAACCUGAGCGGAGACUCUGAUGGUGAGAGAAGUGCCGGAGUGUCCGAGUCCAGGAUAUACCGGGAGACGCGCGGACGUGGAAGCGCCGAGCCGCAUAUUAAACGGCCGAUGAACGCCUUCAUGGUGUGGGCGAAAGACGAGCGCAGGAAAAUCCUCCAGGCCUUCCCCGACAUGCAUAACUCCAACAUCAGCAAGAUAUUAGGUUCCCGCUGGAAAGCCAUGACCAAUCUGGAGAAGCAGCCGUACUACGAGGAGCAGGCCCGCCUCAGCAAGCAGCACCUGGAGAAGUAUCCGGACUACAAGUACAAGCCACGACCAAAGCGAACCUGCCUGGUGGACGGCAAGAAGCUGCGGAUCGGGGAGUAUAAAGCCAUAAUGAGGAGUCGGCGACAGGAGAUGAGGCAGUACUUUAAUGUGGGCCAACAAGCACAGAUCCCGAUCACCACGUCGGGUGUAGUCUACCCCGGUGCCAUAGCUAUGGCGGGCAUGCCCUCCCCUCACUUACCCUCUGAACAUUCGAGUGUGUCGAGUAGCCCCGAGCCGGGCAUGCAGGUCAUCCAGAGCACUUACAGCUUAAAAGGGGAGGAGCCGCACAUCAAGGAGGAGGUGCCGGCCGACGACAUUAACGGUGAAAUAUUUGACGAUUACGAUGAGGAGGACGAUCCAGACGUGGACUAUGGCAGCGACAGCGAACAUCACAGCGCGGAGCAAACCAACUGAUACACGGGGGGGGAACGUGAACUUCUGUGGACUUCUCAAAGCCCAACCCCCCUGGAUCAGCGGCGCCCCGGCGACUAAUACACUGACUGUUACUUUAAACUGUUCUCUACCACAAGCUGGGACUUCGACCCACAAUCCGCUCACCAGACUGGUCGGAACGGGAACGAAACGCGUGACAGCGACAUUUCCACCAAAAGAAUGGGAUAAGCUAUGGGUAAAUUACAUGCCAGUAAAUCAGCUGCUUAGCACUGACGUCUUACCCGUCAAACUUUUAAUUUUUUUUUUGUUUUUUUUUUUAAUAUAAAAAAAAAAAGAGAGAGAGAGACAAAAACUUUAAAAAAAAGAAAAAAAAUUAAAAAAAAAAACAAAAGAAAAACUUUAUGGCUGUUUGUUCGAAAAUGUUCUAGAAAAUUCUCACUCAGGUACACAGUGCCAACAAGUGGCUUGUGAAUGUGUUUUGUCGUUUUGUGCUAAAGUUUAAGGAACAAUAAGAUUUUUUUUGUGUUUUAUUUUACAUUUUUAAGAUUUUUUUUUAUGUUUUUAUUUUUAUUUUAAGUAAUGCACCUAACAAAAAAGAUGCUCCUGGCCGACUCCUCCCCCUUCCCUUUAUAUCUCAGUGUUGUGGGCGGAUCCCGAGGACUGCCAGCACCGUGUGUGGACCCCCGACCCCCGACCUGUUGCAUAUCAUUGUUUUUGUUUUUUUAUUCUGUAUUUUUCUAGCAAAGUGCCAAAUUUGUGCUGAAUAUUCUGAUGUUUUCGGUCCGUCUGACCCUAGGACAGUGUUACGUCUUACAAGGACGGGAAGAGCGAAAUGUUUCUUAUUUUAUUUUGUGUUUAUUUUUUGAACAGAAACUGUAGUCGCGGUUCUCAGGUGAGAGACACAAAAAAAAAAAAAAAAUACACAAAAUGUCCGGAGACGCCACGUAUGGAGCGGGCGUCCCCACGGGAUCUGAUCCCUUUAUCCUGCUCGGCAACGAGACUUUAAGAAGCCUUUAAGGAAUAUUUGCACUUCAAAGAUUUAGCAAAAGAAAAGACGGGAAGAAUUAAAAAAAAAAAAAUUACAUUUUUGAAAAAAGUAAAAAAAAACAAAAAACAAAAUAGGAUGUUUUAAAAUGUUAAAAUAAAAAAAAUAAAAAAUAAACUUUUUAUAGAAAUAUAUUAACUCUUAAAUAUAAAAUCAAAUUUGGCCACAAUUUUAUUAUUUUUUUUUUUUUUUUUGGGGGGGGGAGGGCUGGGGGUUUGUUUCGAGCUUCAUAUAAAAUAAAGGAAUAUAUAAAUAUAUAUAUAUAUAUGUACAUUUUAAAAAAAAAUUCAAUUCUACAAAUUUUACAAUUGUGAGAAUUCACAGGCCCCGACGCUCACAGUUUUUUUGUUUUUUUUAGGAUUUAUUGUCUAGAAUAUUCCGAAACUUUUUGUAUCUUCCUGGUGAAAAGGAGAAUUGCGCAGAUUCUGUUGUGACCUCACGUCCUUCGGAGUUUGUUGAGCAGAUUCCGAUCCCCCCCUCACCCUGCCCCCUGAUUUUUUAUUUUUUAUUUUAUUUUAGCUUUUAUUUAUUUUAUUUAAAUUAGGGAAGUUGCUUAAAUGGCUUAAACAGAUUGAAUCUUUUACCUGCUGGAGAAAAUGUUUUUUUAUUGUCUAAAAGUUUUUGAAUAUGAUGAUGGAGACGUCUCAUCCUCUCAACCCUUCUGCUAAUUUAUAGACUCGUUCUGCUUCUUCUUCAGUGGAUCGUUGGUUUCCUCGGGUAGCGGGGGCCCAUAGCCCCCCGGAGGACCCAAUGUAUCGUGCCUGUUGUUUUAGAUCUUUUUAUAUUAUUAUUUUAUCUUCUUUUUGUCUCAUGUUCUAAGGAUUUAGGAUGUUUUUCUCUUUUUUUUUUUUUUCUUUUUUUGUUUUCUUUACAUCGUUCCCGGAUUUUUAGUAAAUUAAUGGAUAAUUUAUUUUAUUUCCUGGUUAUUAUUGAUCUUAUUUUAUCUGUUAGAAUUUUACACAAAAAAAAACAAUGUCGGAAAAAAGUUUAUUUGAAACCCUCAACAAUCUACAAAGAAAUGUUGGAUUUUUCUUUAUACAUUGACAGAACUUUUUUUUUAGAAUUUGCCCCCGUCGACCAUUCCUUUUCCCCGGACAGAAAGACCUUUGUGCGUUUUUUUUUUUUUUUCCCCGUCUUGUUUAUUAAAUUUAUUCAUGUGUGGAAUGUAAAAAAAAAAAAAAAGUAAUGUUGUUUUUCUUUUUUUACAUUAUUUUGCGAGCGGCCUUCGGUCUGACUCGUGCGUCUGUCCCACAUAUUCGCUUGAUGCUUUAAUAGCCGUCAUGUGAAAUGUGCCGUGUGCGAACGCCGCGGACUCCGGGCUACAAAAAUACUUUGUUUAAGCUCCAGGUAGUUGCCACCAAAGCGGCCGCGUGAGGGGCCAAACAAAACACGCAGCCCCGGUUAUUCUUCUAUGGGGCUACAGAUCACGUCUUGGCCAUUCUCUGUGAUCCCUGUUUUUCUUGGCUGCGCGUUGCGAUUUCUUGCCAAAAGUUAAUUUUGUUAAGAAACUUUUGCCAGGGAGACUGGCACGUAAACAGCCGCAAACCGCGAUUUUUCCACUCACCUCUUUUUCUCUUGAAAAGAAAAACAAAAAAGUCAACGUUGACCUUCGCAUCGGCAUCUUAUCAACCCCCGGCCAGGGUCUAUAAAAGCGGAGAAAGCUGCGAUUUACACACCUUCAGUCAUAAAAAUUCGACCAUUAGGGUAAAAAAUACAUUUAUGUCGGUGUUUUUCCAACCAGGGUGCCUCCAGCUGUUGCAAAACUACAACUCCCAGCAUGCCCGGACACCCUCUAGCCCUUAGGAGACGGAAAAAACAUCCAAGUGGAGAAAACUUAUAGGGAAACAAUGGCUGGAUGAUUGAUUUCCCCUUGUGCUUAGAGCAGUGUUUCCCAACCAGGGUGCCUCCAGCUGUUUCAAAACUUCAACUACCAGCAUGCCCGGACAGUCUUUGGCUGGUUUAUUCUGACAUAAAUGUAUUUUUUUACGUAAAAUAUUAAGACACAUUGUGAAAUAAUGAUUUAAAAAAAAGUUAGAUCAGUCCAGUGAUUUCUAACCAGGAUGCCUCCAGCUGUUGCCUGGACAGUUGUAGUUUUGCAACAUCUGGAGGCACCCUGGUUGGGAAACACUCGACUAAACUAACUUUUUUUAUUAUUAUUAUUGUAAUUUCCCCUAUAUGUAUCGAAAAAUUUUUCUUAUAUGUAUCUAUAGAUAUUUUUGGGCAGUAAAGGAUAUAUUUUCGUAAAUGUAUCAAAUAGACCCCCCCCCCAAAACUUUUUUCUCCUAAAGUUACGAAGCACCACCCACCAGUAUAGUAAAUAGUUGACUAAACUUUCUGCAAAAUCGGCAACAUUGGCCACAAAUACCACCGAAGGCGGCGCAGCCCGGACACACACACACACACGUGCUGCCAUGACCACAAAGAGUUUAUUGUAACAGUGUUGUUUGGGGGAAAUUUAGACUUUAGUGCGAAAUUAAUUAAAAAGUGUGAAAAAUCUAAAAUUUUGAUCCUGGGAUCCACCCCCAAAAAAAAUUUUCAGUACAAAAUAAAACUAAGUUCUGAACAGAUGUCUGACAAGGUGCCUGCUGGUUAUGCAAAAUAUGCAAAAACUUUAUUUAAAAAAAAUUUACUUAAAGCAAAGUUUUACUUAAAGAAAUUUUAAGGAAACAAAAAAAAUGUCCGAAAAGUAAUAAAAUUCUAAGCAAAAUGUCUGACAAUGUACAACCGUUUCUGAAAAAAAAACAAAAAAUGUCAUAGCGUUUUAAGCCAAGUCUGCCGUUUUUGAAAAAUUGACAAAACUAAAAAAAAAUCCAACAUUUCGAAAGAAACUUUUUAUCUUUGCUGUUUUCUGUAACAUUUUACCUCAGAGAGACUUUAUUUUGGGGCCUGUUCUAAAAAAAAAAAAAAAAAAGGAAGGAAGGAAAAAUGCUGAAUUUUGUCUCUUGAACCUUCUUAUGUAUCUUGUUUUCCUUAUAUUAUUACACUUUAAUUAUUAUAAUUUAAUUUACGCUUUUUUUUCCUAUUAGAUUUGGGCUCUCGUUUAGGUUUUGCUGGAGUUUUUCCCUAUGUAUCAUGUUUUCCGGUCUGUAUCUGUUUCCUCCGUUCUCUGUGACAUUAUAUAUUAACCUACGGAGUGAAUAACAUUUUGUAUAUUCGAUUUACAAAAAAAAACGUCGUCAAUGUAACGGUACCGCAGAGUUGAUAAAGCUGCUGCCAUUAUGAAUUAUACAAAAAUUACUCCCUACCCCCCUCCCCUGAAUUUUAUUAUUAU
This is a messenger RNA of Hyla sarda, 7390 nucleotides long. Its product is annotated as transcription factor SOX-5-like. NCBI's taxonomy places the organism in Eukaryota, Metazoa, Chordata, Amphibia, Anura, Hylidae. Gene Ontology annotation, cellular component: nucleus. The transcript has 14 exons. Gene Ontology annotation, molecular function: RNA polymerase II cis-regulatory region sequence-specific DNA binding; DNA-binding transcription factor activity, RNA polymerase II-specific. Gene Ontology annotation, biological process: positive regulation of chondrocyte differentiation; cell fate commitment; regulation of transcription by RNA polymerase II. Bases 1314 to 3095 code for a protein of 593 amino acids. The record is from RefSeq and is a predicted model, not a curated record.